AUGCCGCUCUGUCUCACCUUCAUCGACUUAAAGAAGGCCUUCGACUCAGUUGAGACGGAAGCGGUCGUGGAAGCCUUGGACAACCAAGGCGUCCCUACUCAGUACAUAAAGGUACUUCGAGAGUUGUACAGUAACUUCACGAUCGGAAUUUCGCUAUUCUACAAGAACAUCAUCAUUGACGUGAAGAGGGAAGUCCGACAGGAUGAUGCAAUUUCACCCAAAAUAUUCACAGCUACCCUCGAGAAUGCAAUGCGAAAGUUAGAAUGGGACUACAUGGGAGUGAAGGUUGAUGGUCGGCAGCUACACCAUUUGCGCCUUGCUGAUGAUAUCGUACUGAUAACACCUAGCAUCAGCCAAAUGCAUCGAAUGCUGACCGAAUUCGACGAAACAUGUGGAUGCAUCGGUCUUCAGCUGAAUCUACAAAAGACGAUGUUCAUGCGGAACGGAUGGGUCUCGGAUGCCCCAUUCACGCUCAACGGAACGAACAUAUCCGAAUGCACCAGCUACGUUUAUCUGGGUCGGGAACUGAACAUGAUGAACGACCUGACCCCCGAGCUGGGCAGGAGGAGACGAGCGGCUUGA
Necator americanus (New World hookworm) is the source of this 582-nucleotide messenger RNA. RefSeq lists its product as uncharacterized. Lineage: Eukaryota; Metazoa; Nematoda; Chromadorea; Rhabditida; Ancylostomatidae. The transcript has a single exon. The coding region runs from base 1 to 582 and encodes 193 amino acids. The record is from RefSeq and is a predicted model, not a curated record.